Messenger RNA from Symbiodinium sp. CCMP2592, 528 nucleotides. The record is from the annotation of a GenBank genome assembly. Lineage: Eukaryota; Dinophyceae; Suessiales; Symbiodiniaceae.
AUGAUGGAGGGACCUGCAACAAGCUUGCACUCCCUACCCUCGAUUUCUGGCUCGGCCUGGACUUCGAGUGUCGGCAGCUUCGUUCCUGCACCCGCGCCGCAGCGCUUCUCGCAGCAACCGCAGAUAGCAGAGCGUGCGCCAUAUGCCGGACCAUUCAGCGACCCAAACCUGACGCUGCAGGAGAUUGCGGACAAAGCCAAUGCACUCCAGCAGCAGAUCGACGAGAAUGCCGGGCUGCAAAAGGCGGAACUGCGCUCUGCGAUGGAAGCCAGGCACAGAGAGGUUGAGCAGCACGCACAGUCGAUUCUACGGCAUGCUGUGCAAUCCAUCGAGGCUCGAAAAGCGAGCCAGCUGCAGUUAAUUGAGCGCCAGCGGGCUCAGGAGGAGGCGGCCACGCGCCACGACGCGGCGGAGGCUAAGAAGCUCAUCGACCAAGAGAUGCAGAGAGCUUUGGCUGCCCUGGGUGUGAGCCACACCCACCAGUGGAUGGGCCCGACUACCGUGACCCCUGGCAUGCAGCCGCCGUAA